Messenger RNA from Anneissia japonica, 2332 nucleotides. RefSeq lists its product as uncharacterized. NCBI's taxonomy places the organism in Eukaryota, Metazoa, Echinodermata, Crinoidea, Comatulida, Comatulidae. Gene Ontology annotation, biological process: lipid metabolic process. The record is from RefSeq and is a predicted model, not a curated record. Bases 63 to 2204 code for a protein of 713 amino acids. Gene Ontology annotation, molecular function: triacylglycerol lipase activity. The transcript is spliced from 12 exons.
AAACGAUCGACAACUUUUGACAAGAUUGAUCUUAGAAGUGAAGUAAAUCUGCUGUCUACAAAAUGCUGUUGCUGUUUCUUCUGGCCUUGAUUUCAACUAAUGUGGCAGCAGACAAAGUUUGCUAUGGAGACUUGGGCUGCUUCACAGACGACCCACCCUACGACACCUUCAAGGAUUUCCCGCCAAGAUCCCCAGAUUACAUCAACACAAACUUCCUUCUGUACACCCGCCUAAAUGACAAUAUUCCGAUGACAAUUGAUAGAACGGACCCUUCAUCACUGAAAAUCUCAACAUUUAAUUCACUGAAAAGAACUGUUUUUCUUAUCCACGGUUACACUGAAGCUGGUCUUUUCUCUGACUGGGUGCAGAACGUCAAAACAAAACUUCUAGAAAUAGAAAAUGUUAAUGUUGUAGUUGUUGAUUGGGGACUUGGUGCCCAUGAUAUUUACUACAAGUCAGUUCAAAACAUCCGAGUAGUUGGUGCUGAGAUUGGGCUUUUCAUCCAGUUUUUGAACAAGGAGGCAGGUUUUCCAAACAGGAAAAUACAUAUUAUUGGCCACAGUCUUGGCGCACACACGGCUGGGUACGCUGGAGCCAUGAACCCUGGAAUUGCUAGAAUUACUGGUCUCGAUCCUGCUGGUCCCGAAUUUCGUUACAACGAUCCCGAAUGUCGGCUGGAUCCGACGGAUGCGGUUCUUGUUGAUAACAUACACACGGAUGGUGAAACGCUCGUCAGUUUAGGAUUUGGUCUGCUUCAACCACUUGGGCACAUGGAUUUUUAUCCAAAUGGAGGCAAGGAACAACCCGGAUGCCCUGCGACAGUAUUCGAUGCAUUAGCGGCUAUCGAUGAAGUGUCUUGCAGUCAUAGCAGGUCGCACCAAUAUUUUCUUGAGAGUAUGGACCAGGCGGCCAGAUGUACAUUUAAAGCGUAUCCGUGCGCUAGCUGGGAUCGAUUUGUUGAGGGAAAAUGCUCAGAUUGUGGUCUGUUCGGAUGUCCAACGAUGGGCUAUUACGCUGACCUGAGUCUAGCAAGUGGGAACUUCUACUUAGAAACUCAAAGUUCAGAACCAUUCUGCAAGAAUUGUGGACUAAUUGACUUCUGUAACUUAUAUAUACUCCAAAUAAUACUCUCCAAAAAUGAAACAAGACUGACAGUCCUAGAAGUGGAUAUGUUUUCUGCAAAAAUGCUGCUGUUUUUUUUAGUAGCCGCGCUCUCAACUAAAGUUUUAGCCAACAGAGUUUGCUACGGAGACUUGGGCUGCUUUACAAACGACCCAUCAUGCGGCGCUACCUUUGAUGAUCUCCUGCCGAAGUCUCCUGAUUACAUCAACACAAACUUCUAUCUGUUCACCCGUUUAGACACUAAAGCGCAUACGAUUGACAGAACAGAUUCUUCAACACUGACAUCUUCAACAUUUAAUCGGAAAAAAAGAACCGUUUUCCUGAUCCAUGGUUACACCGAAUCUGGUCUCAACUCUCAAUAUGUGAUGGACAUCAAAAAUAAACUUCUUGAAAUGGAGAAUGUUAAUGUUAUAGUUGUUGAUUGGGGAGGCGGAUCUCGUGAUAUUUACUACCAGUCUGUUCAAAAUAUCCGAGUAGCUGGAGCUGAAGUUGGGCUUUUCAUCCAGUUUUUGAACAAGGAGGCAAGCUAUUCGAACUCCAAAAUACAUAUUAUUGGCCACAGUCUUGGUGCGCAUACCGCUGGGUACGCUGGAGCAAUGAACUCCGGAAUUGCUAGGAUUACAGGCCUUGACCCCGCUGGUCCUGAAUUUCGUGGUGACAACAUUGCCGCCCAUUGUCGACUGGACCCGACAGACGCGGUUCUUGUUGAUAAUAUACACACAGAUGGAUCGACUUUAGGAUUUGGUCUGUUUGAGGCAGUUGGCGACAUGGAUUUUUAUCCUAAUGGAGGCACGGACCAACCCGGAUGCCCUGCAACAAAAUUCGAUGCAACUAAUAUCGAUGAAGUGUCUUGCAGCCACGGCAGAUCGCACCAAUAUUUCCUUGAAAGCAUGGAGCAGGGAGCAAGCUGUACAUUUAAAUCUUACCCGUGUAAUAGCUAUGAUACAUAUGUCUCUGGAAAAUGUUCGAGCUGUGGUUGGCAAGGAUGUCCAACGAUGGGCUAUUACGCUGAUCAGACGUCAGUAAGUGACCAAAGCUUCUAUUUAGACACCAGAAGCUCAUCGCCAUACUGUAAGAAUUAAGGCUAUAAUAUAUUAGCCAGAUACCGUUUAAAGAUUAUACCGAAUUAAUAUGGAUCUUUGACCAAUUUAUGUGAUUUACUGUAUUUGAAUUACAAUAUAAUUAUUAAAUACAUUACUAUGCAUCAUAA